AUGCUCUAUAUGCAACAACAUUCAUUACCAAUAUGGAAAAGAGCUGGUGUGCAUUAUUAUUGUACUACAAGCGAAUUACCAAUAAUAUGGGGAGAUUUUGAGUCUGGUCCUAACAUUUCUAUCCUGCAAGCUGAAGCUUGGGGUCUUAAGGAAGGCCUUAGUGCGGCUUUGUCGCUUAAUAUUUCUAAUCUAGAGAUUGAAGGCGAUAAUCUCGCUGUUAUUAAUGUUGUUAGGAAAAUCUGGAAAGUCCCCUGGGAAAUUAAUAAUAUCAUUUUAGAUGUCAAUGCUAAUCUGCUUAAAUUUGAUAAUUUUCAGGUUCAUCAUUGUUUUCGGGAAGCAAACAAGACAGCGGACCUUAUGGCGCAUCAGGGACACUCUCACUCGGAUCUCGCCUAUAAUUAUCCUCCUUAUGAUAUUGAUUUUUCUCUUUUCAUCCGCAAUAAUGUUUUAGGUUGGCCCCCUAAUUGA
Beta vulgaris subsp. vulgaris (sugar beet) is the source of this 468-nucleotide messenger RNA. RefSeq lists its product as uncharacterized. Lineage: Eukaryota; Viridiplantae; Streptophyta; Magnoliopsida; Caryophyllales; Amaranthaceae. The transcript has a single exon. The record is from RefSeq and is a predicted model, not a curated record. Gene Ontology annotation, molecular function: RNA-DNA hybrid ribonuclease activity; nucleic acid binding. Bases 1 to 468 code for a protein of 155 amino acids.